UCGCCGCAAUUUCGAAACUGAGGUUUUCUGAAUGUAAACACCACGUAAAGUUCUAUUUGGUUAGCAAUGCCAACUCACCGGUCACAUAUUUUGAAAAAACUAUUACCGCUAUUAUUUAUUUUGUAUUUUCGCUGUGAUUUAGUGACUUCCUUAGGCGAAGUAAUAUAUGCAAUUAAUGCCGGUGGCGAGUCACACGUUGACUCUGAUGGCAUACAUUAUCGUAGGGAUCCAUUACAUGGGAGAAUUGGCACUGCAUCUGACUAUGGAAAGCAACUGAUCAUUAGUAGAGUCCCUAGAACUGAUCAGAUCUUAUAUCAAACCGAAAGAUAUCAUCAUGCGACUUUCGGUUAUGAAAUUCCGGUUAAUAGAGACGGGGAUUAUGUUCUUGUUCUUAAAUUUUGUGAGGUUUAUUUUGCUUCACCGGGAAUGAAGGUUUUUGAUGUGACACUUAAUGGUGUUCAUACUGUUGUUUCUGAUUUGGACAUAUUUGCAAAAGUUGGGAAAGGAGUUGCUCACGAUGAGCAUAUUCCAUUCACAGUAAAGGGCAAUAAAUUAAUAGUAAAUGAAGAAGAGUCAGAACAUGAUGGUAAAAUAAGAGUAGAAUUUAUAAAGGGUUAUCGGGAUAAUCCUAAGAUCAAUGCUAUAUAUGUGGUUAGAGGAACACUGACAGAUGUACCUGAAUUGCCAUCAUUAACUCCAGAUGAAAAAGAAGAGGAAGAAGAUGUACAGGUGGAAAAGAAGUCGUCACCUGUACGAUAUCCUUCAGGACCGCGUAGUCCCAAUCCAUAUGAGACAGAAGAUUCCAGCACAAUGUUACCCAUCUUUAUAGCCAUUGGUGCCUUUUUGCCUUUAGUAUUUUGUUUAUGCAGAUUGUGAUGUGACUAUCACAAAAGUUAACGAGUUCAUUUGUGGAAAAUGGAGGAUCAAUUCAAGAGGUUCAUAUGCAACAGUAUUUUGUGCCAUUACCUCACUUUUAUAUGAAAAGUUGAGCUAAGAAUUUUAGCUUUCAUAAUGUACAUUUUACAAGUGAAAUAUUACGUGCAACAUCCUUAAGAAUGAAAUUAUUACAAAAUUAUCUUAAAAUUCCCAGACAAAUUUUUAAAUGUCAUUUUAAUGUAUUUGAAUAUGAUUUGAUCUUUAUGAUGAAGCUUUGAUAUAAUUAUUAUACAAGACAUCUGUGAUGUUUCAGGGUCAAAAAUAGCUCAAAAAAAGAGUGCAGUGAAUAGCUGAUAGAAAGUGUUACGGAGAACAGUUUCUGAAAGAAAGAAAACAUUAUAACAAAAUGCAGAUACAGGAAUUUAUCCUAAUUGGCAUGUAUUACAGCAGCUUUUUUCAACUUUUCUUUUGAAUACUGAAAAUAAUUUUCACCUUCUGAUUUCUCCUGAAUGAUAUUAUAGCUAAAUAAAGCCAACAGAUCUAUGCAAAUCGCUGAGGAGGUACUUUAUAAAGUAAAAAGUGUUCCUAGAUUUUGUGAGCUGAAAGCUGUUCCUAGACCUUAACUGAAAUAGGUUAUGAUAGUUGCGACAUUGGCAGCAAAUGUAAUGUUUGAAAAAAAAAAAAAAAAUCAGUUACUAUAUUUCAAAGAAUGCUUGGUGAGAAAUCCAGUAAUGAAGCAUACCAACUGAUAUAAAUGUUUGUACAAGUUCUUUUUUUAGUGUAAUGCUAAUUAGACCAAAUUUAUUGCUGAAAGUUUAUAAUAUGAAAAUUGCCAUGAGAACCUUAGUUUGAUAUUAUUCAUUUGUAAAAUUAGCUAAGAAAUGUGAAGCCUUGAAUAUUAUUACUGUGAUGCAAUAGUCUUUGGAUAGUAUGAGUUGAAUUUGAUCACAUACAAAAAUUCUAGUCAUCUUACCUAAGUGUAAUUCUUAUGUUGAUUUUCAAUAAAACUGAUUCUGGGA
Stegodyphus dumicola is the source of this 1895-nucleotide messenger RNA. RefSeq names its product malectin-B. NCBI's taxonomy places the organism in Eukaryota, Metazoa, Arthropoda, Arachnida, Araneae, Eresidae. The record is from RefSeq and is a predicted model, not a curated record. Gene Ontology annotation, molecular function: carbohydrate binding. Gene Ontology annotation, cellular component: membrane.